AAGUGAAAGCGGUUGCUCUUUUCCUCUCUUUGUUACCAGGCUCGAUGGAUCCAUGCUUUCGUGAUAUAUACCGAGUUCUAACCCUACCUUCUGAAUGUUGCUGAGGAAAUUGAGACUCAUCAGACCAGCCUAAGUUUUUCUAAUCUUCUCUUGUCCAGUUUUGGCAAUCCCAAGCCUUAGCUUCUUACUGUUAGCUCAGCAUAGUGGAACCCAGAGUGGUCUUCUGCUCCCGUAGUCCAUCUGCUUAAAGGUUUGAUGUGUUCAGGGAUGCUCUUCUGUAAAUCUUGGCGGUAGCGAGCGGUUAUUUGAGUUACCGUUGCUUUCCUAUCAGCUCAAAGCAGCCUGGCCAUUCUCCUCUAACAUCAACAAGGCAUUUUCCCCUGGAGAAGUGUGGCUCAUUAGAUAUUUCCUUUUUCAGAUCCUUCUCUGUAAACCUUAGAGAUACCUUACAGAUAGCAGAUCAGCAGUUUCUGAAAUACUCAGACCAGCCUGUGUGGCACUAACAGCCAUGCCACAUUUGAAGUCACUUAAACACCUUUCUUCCGCAUUCUGAUGCUCAGUAUUGCGCCUAAAUGUAUUGAGUUUCUGUCAUGUGACUGGCUGAUAUUUGCAUUAUGUGCAGUUGAAUAGGUGUCCCUAACAAAGUGGCCAGUGAGUGUAACUGUGACAGUAAUCAGAAGCAGAUUGAUCCUGGAUUUAUAAACUUUCUAAUACGAAUUGGGAACGUGUCACAAACCUUUGGUUGAAUCCUAUAAAAUAAAUUUCAGCAGUGAGGCGUCUCUAUAGGAGCAUAUCAGUGUUACAGGCUCUGCACACGUGUAAUGCGGUGGUGCUGAACCGUAUGUCACUGCCGCACAGUCAUUUUAAUAUCAUCUGAGCUGCCGCACACCGUGCGCAUGAACCAAAACAGUGAGUACCCAGCACAUCACGGCUUUGCAUCCACUCUCCCAUGCUCUACUUGUGUGACCUCCCCCCGCCCCCAUCCGUCUAUAUAAACUGCAGGGAACCCCCAUCAGGGCAUUAAGAGACUUCACUCAGCUGGAGAUUACCGAGGGAUGAGGCUGCAGGCACAUCAAGAAGGCAGAAGCUGUAAAUUUCGCUCCGGGAUUUAUCCAGAAAGUGUGUUUUAUUUGUAUUUUUGGAAAUGCACGAAUUAAACUUUGAAAUCGGUGUUCCGCAGAAACAGGUUUAAGCAGCAUAUUAAGGUCUUGGGCCUGAGUUAAUGCAGUAGAACCAACAGGGGGGAACUUCUGAUUAUCUGAGACUAAGUUUAGUCACCUUUAAUCCCAGAGAAACGAGACGCUUCUGGUUCACCUGAGAAGGAUAAAAAGCUUCUGAAGUGUCUUUUAAGAAGUAAGAAGGCUGUUUGUUUCUGUGCUGGAAGAGGUUUAAUCCCACCGCUGUGUAUAAUCCAGUCCAUCCCGAUUUUGCCGCCGGCACCAUGCUGUCCAGUGUGCGCCGUCACAGCCUCCGCCUGCAGAACGAGCUCCACCGGUGGAGCAUCUGCGACGCGGGCAGCCACCCGCUCUCGGACAGCCUCCUGGCGAGGGUCCCCGCCUGCAUCUCUCGCUCCAAAUCCUGCGCCAGCUCCGCCGGGGAGUCGGACGGGAGCAGAGGGAGCUGGUCCUCCUCGGACUCAGUCAUCUCCACCGACUCCGCCGGGGAGCACUCCGCGGAGCCCGGGAGACCGUAUCGGGUGGUGCUGCUGGGGGCCAGCGGGGUCGGUAAGACGGCUUUCGCCAGCAUCUUCGCCGGUGCAGCGGACAGCAUGGACAGCGACGACUGCGAGCUCUGUGGAGAUGAAGUGACUGAAAAGGAAAUUGAAGUGGAUGGAGAGCCUGCCUCUAUAACUCUGAUUGACACCUGGGAUUCAGAGACUGACAGUGAAUGUAUGUACGAGCGGUACAUGCAGACUGGGGAUGCCUACCUGUUGCUGUACUCUAUAACUGACCGGGCCUCAUACCUGAGAGCAUCUGAGCUCCGGAUAACCCUGCGUCGCUUCCGCCCUGCCCAGAACACACCGAUUAUCCUUGUGGGGAACAAGUGUGACCUGGUGCGACGCAGAGAGGUGUCAGUGAGUGAGGGUCGCGCUUGUGCCGCUGUGUUCGACUGCAAGUUCAUCGAGACUUCGGCCGCCAUGCAGCACAACGUCUGGGAGGCUUUCCGCGGCAUAGUGCGACAGCUACGUCUACGACGGGACUCCAAAGAAGCCAACAAACGCCGCAGGCACAGAAGCUGCACUACCCGCCGAGAGAGCAUCCCUAUGAAAGCCAAACGUUUCCUUGACAAAGUGGUGGCAAAGAACAACCCCAGCGUGGCGUUCUGGCUGAAAUCCAAGUCCUGCCAUGAUCUCUCUGUGCUGUAGGAGCCUGAUGGGUGAAGCCAGAUCUACAUCACACCUUUGAGCAGGAGAACAAGUUACUAGGUGGAGGAUAAGCCUACAUCUGAGGUGGCUACAAAGUUGGAUGGUUCGCACGCAGCCUUCACGGUGUUCACAUCCACCCUCCAAACAGCCGGGACGGUGUUAGGAACGCGUUGCAAUCCAGCACAGACUGAGAGGACUCGGCUUAGAUUGUCUGCCUUUGAAAUGAACUUUGUUAGAGGCCUCGUGUCUGUGUGACAGAAAUGUCUAAGAUUAGAGACCAGCUGAUGGAAACUGAGAAAAGGAAGUUAUUUAUUUAUUUAUUUUGUUGUUUGUGUUUUGAACAAACGCAUUUUAACAGCCUUUUCUCUCCUUUCUUCUCUUUUUUCCUGAUCAGUUUGCUCCGAUUUUUUGCCAAAUUUUGACUGUUGAUCCCAAAGUGCUAUGAUUUGUAAGCUACUUUGUGCAGUUAAUGUCUUUGAUUAUGUGUACGAUGAUCUUUUGACAGUUACUUUAUUUAUACGUGUCGUAUUUUGCACUUGUUGUACAUAAAACCACAUUGAUAAUGUAUCUUUUUUUUUGUUUUAAGUGUUGCUUGAUGAAAUAAAGUGACAUAACAGCUUUUGGAAGGGAAAAAAAUAACACUCUUUUGUCUGCCAUCUCCACAUCACUGAUGAGAAAUGAUAAUGGGUGACUCAGCUUUGACACAAAGGAGACACACUUGGACAAAUAGGGUCUCGCAGCAACACUGCGCUGAUGCAGGAUGAGUCAGGUGGUGACAUUAAACCUGAACUUACUUCAGCAACAUUAGUCCCCUGCGCGUCUGAUUGGGUACGGUGAUUUGGCUCCCAGUGUGGCACCGGACAAGCUCUCAAGCUUGGUGUUGUUGGGAAAACGGUCAAAUGCAGAAAAAUGUGUUGCCAAGGUAACAUUCAGAGGAAGUGUGUUUGGUUCAGAGAGCGUCGGGCAGAUGGUGUUGGCCGCAAUACCGGGCUGUGUGCAC
This is a messenger RNA of Haplochromis burtoni (Burton's mouthbrooder), 3365 nucleotides long. RefSeq names its product GTP binding protein overexpressed in skeletal muscle (gene gem). The transcript has 4 exons. Gene Ontology annotation, molecular function: GTPase activity; GTP binding; calcium channel regulator activity. The coding region runs from base 1442 to 2365 and encodes 307 amino acids. Gene Ontology annotation, biological process: negative regulation of high voltage-gated calcium channel activity. The record is from RefSeq and is a predicted model, not a curated record. Gene Ontology annotation, cellular component: plasma membrane. NCBI's taxonomy places the organism in Eukaryota, Metazoa, Chordata, Actinopteri, Cichliformes, Cichlidae.